Candida tropicalis MYA-3404 is the source of this 3972-nucleotide messenger RNA. Its product is annotated as Elongator subunit. Gene Ontology annotation, cellular component: cytosol; elongator holoenzyme complex. Gene Ontology annotation, molecular function: tRNA binding. Gene Ontology annotation, biological process: tRNA wobble base 5-methoxycarbonylmethyl-2-thiouridinylation. The transcript has a single exon. NCBI's taxonomy places the organism in Eukaryota, Fungi, Ascomycota, Pichiomycetes, Serinales, Debaryomycetaceae. The record is from RefSeq and is a predicted model, not a curated record. Bases 1 to 3972 code for a protein of 1323 amino acids.
AUGAGAAACUUGGUAGUUCUAAAUAGGGGUAUUAUUACUCCAGAGUCAAGAACAUAUCCAGACUUACAGGUUAUAGACUCCGUUUUUGAUACUAUUUCAGAUUCAAUCACUUUUGUUUUAUCAUCCGAAGAAUCAGAAUUAAUAGAAGUACAGCAAUUCAACAAAUCAGGGCAAAUAACUGUAUUGGCCAGUUUCCCAGUAAAUUCCAAAUUAUUAAAUUUUAUUCACUUUGUUGACACUUCCCAAUUAGUAUUUGUAUUUGCCAAUGGGGAUAUUGUUAAUGCAACUUAUGAGCCUCAUGCUGAUCUUGAUAGUACUUUGAUUGAAAUUGUUGGAUCUAUUGAUGUGGGUAUUACCGCAGCCGAAUGGUCCGUUGAUGAAGAAACAUUAGCUAUUGUAACUAAUGAAAACAAAUUAUUAUUACUUUCCCGUAUUUUUGAACCAAUUUGUGAAAAAGUACUUGAUUCCAAUGAUAUUAAGAUUUCUGAUUCCAAACAUGUUUCUGUUGGUUGGGGUAAAAAAGAAACUCAAUUCAAAGGUAAAGGGUUUAAAGCAUUGGAAAGAGAAAGAGAAGCUUUGAAACAUGCUGGGUUAGAUGAUAAUGCUACCCAAUUACGCGAUCCAACCGUUAAUGAAGUAGAAAGGGGUACUUUAUCUCAAUAUGAUAACCAAUCAGUAAAAAUUAGUUGGAGAGGUGAUUGUGAAUAUUUUUCCGUCAGUACCAUUGAACCAGUCAUUGUUGAAGAUACUGGUGAUAUGUAUGAUAGAAGAGUCAUUAGAGUUUUCAACAGAGAAGGUGAAUUAGAUAGUGUCAAUGAGGCAGUUGAUGGAUUAGAGCAUAAUUUGAGUUGGAAACCACAAGGAGCUUUGAUUGCAUCUACCCAAAGACAUAUUGACGAUGAAGACGGUGAAGAAGUUCUUGAUUUAGUCUUUUAUGAAAGAAACGGUUUAAGACAUGGCCAAUUUAACACUAGAAUGAACCCAGAAACAGAAAUUAUCGACAAUCUUACGUGGUCAUCUGAUAGUGAAACUUUAUUGUUCCAAUUGAAAGAUAGAAUUCAAUUAUGGACUACUAAAAACUAUCAUUGGUAUUUAAAGCAAGAAUUGUUUGCUGAAGGAAUUAUUUUUGCCAAAUUUCACCCGGAAAAACCAUUAAACUUGAUGAUUGGUACUCCUACUGGUAUUCAAGUUGUUGAUUUAACUUACAAGAUCGUUACUGGUCCAACACAAUUGGGUAAUGACGUUGGUAUGACUUUAGUAACUGAUGGUUACUGUGCCAAAAUCACUCCACUUUCAAUUGCCAAUGUCCCUCCACCAAUUAGUUUCCGUGAACUUGAUGUCCUUGGUUGUAUUAAUGAUGUUGCUGUAAGUAAGUCCAACGAGAAAUAUGCUGCUCUUGCAAGUCAGGGUGAAAUCUACUUGUCAGAGUUGUCAUUGGCGGAUAUGAAACAAGGCAAACAUCCCCAUGUUUUAAGUACCAUCAAAAGAGAACAAUAUACCAGUGAUCCAUCAGAAGUUGCCAAACAAAUUGCAUUCAUCAAGGACCUGUUUCUUGUAAUUGCCUUGGAUUCUUCAAUUGGCUCUCGUGUAGUCCUUAUUGAAGUUGAUAAUAUCCGUGAACCAAUCUUAAAUGAAACAAUUGAUGUUGUUCCAAAGAUUGUUUUGUUAAAAUCAAGAUCUGACUUCAACACUGCUAUUAUUGAAUUGGUUGAUUGCAGAGUCAUGGAAUUGAAUAGUAACCUUGAUAUGAAAGAAAUUGUCACUUUCCCACAAUUAUGCCGUGAUAUUGAAGUUUCCUAUGAUGAAUCUACUGAACAACACGAAGCAUUUGGUAUUUCAAGAAACGGUAAAUUGUUCCGUAACGAAACUCAAGUUGUUAGUGGUGUUACUUCAUUAAAGAUUACUGAAUCACAUUUGUUGUUUACCACUGUUCAAUCCAAAUUAUGUUUUAUCCAUUUGAACUCAUCGCAAGAAAACUAUGAAGUGUUCCAAAACUUGACCAAUGAAAACAUUGUUGAUGAAAGAAUCAGACAAAUUGAAAGAGGUUCUAUUUUGAUCAAUGCUAUGCCAACCAAGUAUUCUGUAGUUUUGGAAGCACCAAGAGGUAAUUUGGAAACUAUUUGUCCUAGAAUUAUGGUUUUGUCAGCUAUUAGAAAAUUCAUUACCCAAAAGAACUAUAAAGAUGCUUUUAUUGCAUGUCGUACCCAUAGAAUUGAUUUGGAUAUUUUACAUGAUUAUGAUCCUGAAUUAUUCUUUAACAAUGUCGAGUUGUUUGUUAAGCAAAUUGAAAAAGUUGAAUACUUGGAUCUUUUCGUAUCUUGUUUACAUGAGGAAGAUGCUACAGUUACCAAAUAUAGAGAAACCAUUAAUGAUGCUGGUAUCACUCAAGAAGAAAUCAAGAAAGAAGGUGAUACUCUUCAACCAGCUUUCAAGAAAACUUUCCGUAAAAAGGAAGAAACAUUCACUAAAUUCUCCGACUCUAAAGUCAAUAGAAUUUGUGAAUCCAUUUUAGCUGUGUUGUUGAAACCAGAAUAUUUUGACAAAUACUUGCAAACUAUUCUUACUGCAUAUGCAUGUGAGAAACCAGCUAACUUGGUUGAAGCUCUUCAAUUGAUUGGAUCCAUGAAGGACCAAGAACAAAGAGAAACUGCCGUUACCCAUUUAUGUUUCUUACAAGAUGUCAAUAAAUUAUACAAGACUUGUUUGGGAUUAUAUGAUGUUAAGUUAACUUUAGUUAUUGCUCAACAAUCCCAAAUGGAUCCAAAAGAAUAUUUACCAUUCUUACAAAACUUGCAUGUUCAACCUGAACUCAAGAGAAAAUUCUUGAUUGAUGAUCACUUGAAGAAUUACGAGUUAGCAUUGAAUUGGUUACAUGAACAAGGUGAAGAAUCAUAUGAAGAGUUUGACGAUUAUGUUGUCCAACACGACUUGUACAAAGCAGCAUUGAAUAUUUAUGUAUAUGACAAAGCAAGAACUAGUGUCAUCAUGAAAUUAUUUGCUGAACACUUGAGAGAACUGAAGGAAUUUGGUGAAGCUGGUGUUACUUUUGAAUAUUUGGAUGAUUUGGAAAAUGCGUUGGAAUGUUAUAUCACUGCCAAGAAAUGGAAGCAAGCAUUAUCAUUAGCUUCUAAACCACAACUUUCUGAAAAACUAGAGGAAACUGCUGAGAAAUUGGUUGAAUCCUUAACUGAAGAUCAUAAAUAUAGUGAUGCUGCUGAAAUUGAAUACCAAUUCUUGGGUAAUGUUGAAGCUGCUGUUAAAUUAUACUGUAAACAAUAUUGGUAUGAUCAAGCUAUUUUGUUAGCAGAAAAGACUAAGAAACCUGAAUUGAUUGAAUCUAUUGUUGAUGUUCAAAUUGGUGAAGGUUUUGGUGUUAUUGCUGAAUUAUUAGCCGAUUGUAAAGGUCAAAUGCAUUCUCAAUUGAAGAGACUUCGUGAAUUGAGACUUAAGAAACAAGAAGAUCCAUUUGCAUUUUAUGGUGUUCCUGAUGAUUUGGAUACUCCAGAUAAUGUUUCAGUUGCUGCUUCUGAAACAUCAACCACUCCAUCAUUCUUUACAAGAUAUACUGGUAAAACUGCUGGUACUGCCAAGACUGGUGCAUCUAGAAGAACUUCUAAGAAUAAAAAGAGAGAAGAACGUAAGAGAGCUAAGGGUAGAAAAGGUACUAUUUAUGAAGAAGAAUAUCUUAUCAAAUCAGUUGGUCGUUUGUUAGAAAGACUUGAGCAAACCCAACCAGAUGCUAUCAAGUUAAUUGAAGGUCUUCUUAGAAGAAAGAUGAGAGAACAAGCUUAUCAAAUACAAAAGAACUGGGUUGAGUUGAUAGAUUUCAUUAAAGAAAAUAUUGAUGAAAUUCACAAUAUGAGUGAAAAAGAUCGUGAAAGAAUUGAUGAUAAUGGUGAAGUUUAUCUCAUUGAUGAAAUUCCAAAACCUAAAGUUCAAGAAUUCCCUAAAUUCAACACAUUGGAUUAUUAG